This is a messenger RNA of Amaranthus tricolor (Joseph's coat), 1814 nucleotides long. Its product is annotated as UDP-glycosyltransferase 76C2-like. The transcript has 2 exons. The record is from RefSeq and is a predicted model, not a curated record. NCBI's taxonomy places the organism in Eukaryota, Viridiplantae, Streptophyta, Magnoliopsida, Caryophyllales, Amaranthaceae. Gene Ontology annotation, molecular function: UDP-glycosyltransferase activity. Bases 252 to 1601 code for a protein of 449 amino acids.
AAAAUAUCUAAACUAAAGAAUUAAAAAAUAAAAAUAUCUAAGAUAAUAUAAUGGAAGAUCCUAGAAAAGUAAUUAAAAAAUUAAAAAUAUCUAAGAUAUUUUAGUAAACUUGCACUAUAAAUACCCAUUGAUGUAAUCAAUUUUUUGUGCAAUGAAGAACAAUAUUCAUUCUACAUAUUCACUCAUCUUCCUCUUCAAAUAAAUCCAUUCACUAUUUUACCAUCUAAAUUUUUCCUACACAAAGAAGACAGAUGCAGCAAGAAAACAUGGGGGUCAGGUUACUACUAUUCCCUCUACCACUUCAAGGCCAUGCUAUACCAAUGUUUCAUCUAGCAAAUCUCCUCCAGAAAAAAGGCUUUUUAAUCACCAUCGUCCAAACCCGAUACAACUCUCCCGAUCCCAAUAACUUUCCUCUUUUCACCUUCCACUUCCUGGAAGAUGGCUUGCCUGCAAACGCCACACCUGCUCCAAACGAUUAUUCGACCGUCCUAUCCGUCCUCAACACAAACUGUUUAACACCAUUCUACAAUUGCUUGUCACAGAUUUUGUGUAAAGCUGCCAAAGACCAGGAACCUAUUGCUUGCCUUAUUGCAGAUCCUAUGUGGUCAUUCGCAGGAUCUGUUUCCAGUAGACUCAAACUGCCUAGGAUCACACUGAGAAGUACUAGUAUGUCUGCCUAUUUUGUGUAUCAUUCCUUGCCGUCAUUAAGAGACAAAGGCUACUACCCUCUGCAAGAAACUAAAUUUGAUGAGCUAGUGCCGGAGCUUCCACCCCUCAAAGUCAAAGACCUACCUCCAGAGGCAGGGCAAGACCUAUUGGCUGAUACAGUAAAGGAGACCAACACUUCACAAGGAAUCAUCUGGAACACAUUUGAAGAACUUGAAGAUGCCUAUAUAACUAGAGUUCGGCAAGUCCUUUCCAUUCCUAUAUUUCCAAUAGGCCCAAUACACAAAUACUCGCAACAAUCUCCGGUGAACAUAUGGGCACAAGAUCAAACUUCUAUUUCAUGGCUUAACAAACAAGCACCCCAUUCAGUACUCUAUGUUAGUUUUGGAAGCAUCGCAGCAGUAAGCAAAGCUGAUUUCAUCGAGAUUGCCAGAGGAUUAGCUAACAGCAAGCAGGCUUUCCUAUGGGUUGUUCGACAUGGACUGAUUGAAGGAUCAAAUGAAAAUAACCCACUCCCUUUGCCAAAUGGUUACUUGGACAUGAUAGGUCAAAGGGGACAUAUAGUCAACUGGGCACCACAGCAAGAGGUUUUGGCACACCCUGCUGUAGGAGGUUUCUGGACACAUUGUGGAUGGAAUUCAAUUAUGGAGAGUAUCAGUGAAGGGGUUCCAAUGCUUUGCCUACCCUGUUUUGCUGAUCAGACUAUGAACAUGAGGCAUGUAUGUGAUAACUGGAAAAUUGGGUUGCAGCUAGAAAAGGGUUUGAAAAGUGAAGAAAUAGAGAGGGCAGUCAAAAAACUGUUGGUGGAAGAAGAAGGUGCAGCAUUGAGAAACAGAAUCAAAGCUUUGAAAGAAAAGGCAACUCUUUCUCUAAAGGAAGGUGGCUCCUCAUACAAAUCCUUAGAGGAUCUCACUAACUACCUGUUAUCACUUUAGGAAAAUUAUUGAUUUGCAAAUUAAUGGCAUAGUUUGGUUGAGAAAGGGUUGGUUAACAUUUAGAGGCUUAGACUUGCUUAUUCACUAAUUAGUGUGUAUGGUGAAAAAAGAAUAGAAUAAAGAAUUUGGUUGAAUCCUAUAGUUUCAUCAAAAGGUUUUGUACUUCUCAAAGUAUUAUCAACAAAUUACAACUAAUAGGAACCCUCUCAGACA